AUGAUAUCACAUGCCCUACAUCCAACGCUGGACCUAAAACGUGUUUUUCUGCUACCGUGCCCAACUUUUUCUCAUAUCACUCUCUCCAUUCUUGACCUCUAUAUAAUAAGAAGAACUAGUUGCUGUUUAACACUGUCCAAGAAGCUCUACACUCUUCUUCCCACAUUUCUGGCACUUGCUUCAGAAAUGGCUUCCAAUUCCAUUCUUCUUCUUGCCAUCUUUCUUGUGUUUACAACAAAGGUUUUUUCUCAUGAAGAAGAUCUCAAGAUAGUGGUGCAGUAUGCAAAUCCUCAAGUUCCUGCAUCUGCACCAGCACCACCACUGAAGGCACCAACUCCUGCUCCUCCUGUGAAAUCACCAGUGACCACACCAAGUCCAACUACACCACCUGGUCAGUCCCCAACAGUGAAGCCCCCAACAACCCCACAAGUAAAGCCACCAGCACCUACACCCCCACAAGUAAAGCCACCAGCACCUACACCCCCACAAGUUAAGCCUCCAACACCAACACCUCCAGUGGUGUACCCUCCUCCUCCAUCACCAGUAGUGAAAUCAAUAAAGGAUUGCAUUCCACUGUGUGGUUUUAGAUGCCAAUUACACUCAAGGAGGAAUAUGUGCUUGAGGGCAUGCAUGACCUGUUGUGACCGAUGCAAAUGUGUUCCUCCUGGAACUUUUGGCAACAGGGAAAAGUGUGGCAAAUGCUACACUGAAAUGUUGACUCAUGGCAACAAAUUCAAGUGCCCAUAG
This is a messenger RNA of Sphenostylis stenocarpa, 747 nucleotides long. The record is from the annotation of a GenBank genome assembly. NCBI's taxonomy places the organism in Eukaryota, Viridiplantae, Streptophyta, Magnoliopsida, Fabales, Fabaceae.